CCGAAGCAGAAGAAUUCCCCAAGGAGAUCAGUGGCGGAAAAGAGAACAUUGCCUUGGAUUGAGAGGUCCUCUGGUUGCCGUUGACAUCGUUGACGUCGUGUCAGAUCAUGUCUGAAGACAAGUUCCAUGACCUGGAGUGCACGAUCUGCUUCAGUGAUUACAACAAUGGCUUCCGAGUGCCCAAGGUGCUGGAGUGCGGACACGUCUUCUGCCUGGAAUGCCUGGCCCGGAUGAACAUGAAAUCUCACGUGGCCGAGGCCAUCCUAUGCCCGAUGUGUCGUGGCAUUUCCCAGGUGCCCUUGGCCGGCUUGCCCAAGCUUAACAACGACCCCGCAAUCCUGUCCGCCUUGCCCAACGACAUGAAGAGGAUAUACAGCGUCCGCUUCAACCGCACCAAAGGCCGCCUCCUCAUGCACAAGCCCAGAUCCCAGAUAAAGAAAAAAGUGUUUGUCAACUCGGUCAGUCAGACCCUAGACGUGAGCAACCCAUCACAGCCCGUCAUCUACAGUCUGCGCAAACGCAUCUGCUGGCCACUGUCCAAGGCCAAAUACUGCCUCGCCACCUUCGUGAUUAUAGUUGUCACCCUUGCCCUCUUCUUCGUCUCCAUCUGGGCUUUUAAUCUUCCCCAGAACAACUCCAGCUCAUGGAAAACUACAAACAGCAACAAAUAAUUCCACUUUGCAGCAUCAUUGCCGUUGCCAUAACCUGGG
Molecule: messenger RNA, 710 nt
Organism: Callorhinchus milii (elephant shark)
Lineage: Eukaryota; Metazoa; Chordata; Chondrichthyes; Chimaeriformes; Callorhinchidae
Product: RING finger protein 223-like
Exons: 2
Coding region: 108-671 (187 amino acids)
Biological process (GO): protein ubiquitination
Molecular function (GO): ubiquitin protein ligase activity
Source: RefSeq, a predicted model, not a curated record